Molecule: messenger RNA, 2074 nt
Organism: Aspergillus brunneoviolaceus CBS 621.78
Lineage: Eukaryota; Fungi; Ascomycota; Eurotiomycetes; Eurotiales; Aspergillaceae
Product: MFS transporter
Exons: 6
Coding region: 426-2021 (531 amino acids)
Source: RefSeq, a predicted model, not a curated record
CGAAGGACAACUGAACCGACAAAAUAUCAUUAGUGCCUUCGAUCAGUGCAGACCUUUCUUUCCAAUGCUUGUUACGCUCAAUUGGUCUGCUACUUCAGCACGCCUGCAGUCAAAUUGCCUCCCAGCUUAUUCUGUUCGUUGGCCACGAAAGGGAAAAAAACCCACGCACGACACCAAGAACCCACUUAAAAUCCCCCGUGUCUCUUGUUGACUUACUCGUUACCAUCAACCGUACCAAUCACCUUAUCUGCUCUUAUCACGCUUGACGAUCUUAGACGCGGGGUUCCAGCCCCUCCAGCCAGUCAAUUGCCCGUAUAAAUGUUCUGCAGUGCGCACUAUCCUUUAGCGCAUUGAAAAAACCAAAUCUCAACGUCCUGGAACUUGAAAACCGAAAACAACAGAAGGGGAGGGGAAAGAGAAUGGAAAUGGCUUCAACAGGUGUUCCUAUUGAAGAUUCCUCUUUGAAACAUGGGCUGAAGCCAAUCAGUGUUGACAGUGUUCACGAGCUACAAGACAGUCCUACGGACAGCGGCGGCGAACAAGAGCAGCAGCGAGCACCCGAUUCCUUCGACGCUCAAUAUCGCACGACAAGAUGGGAGAUUUGGGCCUAUUAUGCUUACUAUAUCGGUAACAAUGGGUUAUCCUUGUUCAACUUUGCCCCAACGGCGUUCCAGAAUCUCUUAUCGCAAGCCGCAGGCGAUCGGGGAACGUUGAAUUUCGCCGGCCGUCAGCGGUCGGUCAAUAGUAUCGUCCUUCUCUGCAACGGCAUCUCGUUUGCGAUCCAGGUGGUCGUGUUCUUGGCCAUCGGCAGUUUCGCCGACUUUGGGAACUGGCGGCCGAACAUCCUGAUCGUGCUGUCGAUCAUCGCCUGGGCGAUCGGCUUUGCGUGGCUGGCGGUCCACGAGGCGGAAAAAUGGAGCGUCGGCGUGGGAUUGUACAUCGUCGGGCUGAUCGCGUACCAAACGACACUCACCUUCUGGACGGCGGCGUUCCCGGGCCUCGCCAGGAACACGGUCGAGAUGCGCGAUGCGGCGGAUGAAUAUUCCGCGGGCCGCAUCUCGAGGGAGGAGUAUGACCAUGCGGACUCGAUGAAGCGCACCCAGCUGUCCAAUGUGGCCUUCUACGUGCAGUCGGUCAGUGAGUUGGUCAUCCUCGCCAUCAUUGUGGGCAUCAUGUUCGCCUUGCACGUCAAUGCGAGCGAAGCGAACAACAACUGGGGCUUGAGCGUUCUGAUUGCCUUUGCCAGUGGCGUUUGGCUGCUGGUGUCGAUACCAUGGUUCGUGCUGGAGAAGCGCCGGCCGGGUCAGGAUCCGGAGGGAAACAAUAUCAUUAUUGCUGGAUUGAAGCAGCUUGUCCGUGCGCUGAAGGAUAUCUGGACGUUGAAGCAGAGCCUGAUCUAUCUCGUUGGUUACUUCCUCCUCGGCGAUUCACUGAACACCACCGUGACAGUUAUCUCCACUCUGCAAAACAACAUUGUGUCGUACAACUCUCUUGAAUUGACAUAUGUCUUGCUGGCUGGUAUCGCCGCCCAGGCCGUCGGCAUUUACACAUUCUGGUAUGUUCAGCGACGCUUCGACCUGACCACCAAAACCAUGUUCAACAUUGUUGCCAUCGCCAUUAUUCUCCUCGACGGCUGGGGCAUGAUUGGCAUCUGGACGCAGAAAUUCGGAUUUCACCAUCUCUGGGAAAUCUGGGUAUAUCAAGUCUACUACGGAUUCCUUGUCUGCCCGUGGUACAGCUACUCCAUGAUCAUGAUCUCCGAAGUCACCCCGCGGGGCCACGAGUUCCUCUUCUUUAGUCUGUUCAGCAUCAUCGGCAAGACCUCCUCCUUUAUCGGACCGCUGGUGUCGAGCGCCAUCAUCGAUGCCUCGCCGAGUGGGAAUAACUCCACGCCAUUUUAUUUCCUGUUUGCGUUGAGUUUGGCCAGCUUCGCGGGGCUGGCUUUCUUCCUUGAUCUGAAAGAGAGUCAGAAAGAGCAGGAGGAGUUUCUAAGAAAGAGGAGGAAGGAACCUGCAGUUUGAGGAUGCAUAUCAAUGGCUGUAGAUUCGUUAUUGACCUUGAAUGUUACACCGAA